UAUACUUGUUCUCGGCGUCUUCGUCAUUGUAUUGCUCUUGUAAUAUUUGCAAUUUAUUUGAUAAAAAUGUUGUUUUGCAAAAGCCAAUACUUUUAGAGUGUGUUUUGCACUAAUUGCAAAACAAACAGCGUAUCGCGUUGAUCGCAUUCGUUUUAUAAGCACAACUACCAAGAUGGCUGAUAUAAAGUCAAUGUUCAACAAAAUGAAUAGCGCCACCCAGAACGGCUCGGCGGAGGCUGCGCCCCCGGCCGCCAAGGGUGGGAAGGGCACUAUCGAGAAGAUUUACCAGAAGAAGUCGCAACUAGAGCAUAUCCUGCUCCGACCUGACACUUACAUUGGUUCCGUUGAACGGGCUACAGAAACCAUGUGGAUUUUCGACAAAACUAAAGAAUGCAUGGUGCAGAGAGAACUGACUUUUGUGCCAGGUUUAUACAAAAUAUAUGAUGAAAUCUUAGUAAAUGCAGCUGACAACAAACAAAGGGACCCAAAAAUGGACGUAAUUAAAAUUGACAUCAACCAAGAACAAAACACAAUUUCCGUAUACAACAACGGUUGUGGUAUACCUGUAGUAAUGCACAAGGAAGAGAAAAUGUUUGUGCCAACUAUGAUCUUUGGACACCUUUUGACAUCAUCCAACUAUAACGACGAAGAAGAAAAAGUAACGGGAGGCAGAAACGGUUACGGUGCAAAACUUUGUAACAUUUUCUCAACUAAAUUUACAGUGGAAACUGCAUCUAAGCAGUACAAGAAGCAUUUCAAACAAACUUGGGGCUCCAACAUGACGAAGGCUUCAGAGCCUAAAGUUAAGGAAUCUGGCAAGGAUGACGAUUUUACUAAAGUGACUUUUAGCCCUGACUUGGCUAAAUUCAAGAUGGAUAAAUUAGAAGAUGACAUUGUAGCGCUGAUGUCGCGACGCGCUUAUGACGUCGCCGCUUCCACAGCUGGCGUAAAAGUUUAUCUCAAUGGCGAGAGAAUUAAAAUAAACAAGUUCAAAGACUAUGUAGAUCUAUACAUAAAAGGCAAAGAAGACGAGAACGGACAACCGUUGAAGGUUGUUUAUGAAAAAGUGAACGACCGCUGGGAGGUCGCACUCACUUUAUCAGAUCGCGGAUUUCAACAAGUUUCGUUUGUAAACUCUAUCGCUACAACAAAAGGCGGUAAACACAUCGAUUCUGUCAGUGACAACAUUGUAAAGAAUGUUCUAGAAGUUUUAAAGAAGAAAAACAAGGGAGGCGUUAAUAUCAAGCCUUUCCAAGUCAAAAAUCAUAUGUGGGUAUUCGUAAAUUGUUUGAUUGUGAACCCAACCUUUGAUUCUCAAACAAAAGAAAACAUGACACUCCAAGCCAAGAGCUUUGGAUCGAAGUGUACUCUCUCCGAGAAAUUCAUUACGGCAGUGAGCAAAUCGGGAUUGGUUGAGUCUGUGCUGACGUGGGCCAAGUUUAAAGCCCAGACGGAGCUUGUGAAGGCGUCUGGUAAAAAGCAGAGCAAACUGAAGGGCAUUCCCAAAUUGGAGGACGCGAACGACGCCGGAACUAAGAACGCGCAUCUCUGCACUCUGAUCCUCACCGAGGGAGACUCGGCCAAGACCUUAGCUGUGUCCGGACUCAGUGUGGUGGGCAGGGAUCACUACGGCGUCUUCCCACUCAAAGGCAAACCCCUCAACGUGCGAGACGCGUCUCACAAGCAAGUCUUGGAGAACGUAGAAAUCAACAACCUGAUCAAAAUCGUCGGGCUUCAGUACAAGAAGAAAUACAAUACUGUUGACGAUCUGAAAUCUUUACGCUACGGUAAAAUGAUGAUCAUGGCCGAUCAAGAUCAGGACGGCUCCCACAUCAAGGGUCUGAUCAUCAACUUUAUUCACCACAACUGGCCUGAGUUGCUGAAGCUGCCGUUCCUGGAAGAAUUUAUAACACCCAUCGUGAAAGCGACUAAAAAGGACAAAGAGAUAUCGUUUUAUUCGUUGCCAGAAUUUGAGGAAUGGAAGAGAGAUACAGACAACCAUCACACAUACAAUAUAAAAUACUACAAAGGUUUGGGUACCUCCACAUCUAAGGAGGCUAAAGAAUACUUCCAGAAUAUGGAAAGGCACAGAAUCCGUUUCAAGUACAGCGGUCCUACCGAUGAUCAUCAUAUCGAGCUGGCUUUCUCGAAGAAGGGCGCUGACCAACGUAAAGAGUGGCUGACCAGUCACAUGGACGAAGUGAAGAGAAGGAAGGAGAUUGGUCUCCCGGAGAGAUACCUUUAUACUAAAGACACGAAAGCUGUUUCGUAUUCUGAUUUUGUCAAUUUGGAGCUGGUUCUCUUCUCAAACGGCGAUAAUGUUAGGUCUAUCCCCUCAAUGAUAGACGGCCUGAAGCCAGGGCAACGGAAGGUGAUAUUCACGUGCAUCAAGCGGAACGACAAGCGGGAAGUCAAGGUGGCACAACUGGCUGGCUCCGUGGCAGAGCAUUCUGCUUACCAUCACGGCGAGCAGUCCCUAGCCAUGACGAUAGUGAACUUGGCGCAAAACUACGUCGGCUCCAACAAUAUAAAUCUGCUGGAACCGCGAGGCCAGUUCGGCACGCGGCUCUGCGGCGGAAAAGAUUCUGCGAGUCCCCGUUACAUUUUCACGCUUAUGUCGCCGCUCACAAGGCUCAUAUUCCAUCCGCAUGACGACCCGCUGCUUGUGCACGAAUUCGAAGACAACCAAAAGAUUGAACCAGUGCACUACGUGCCCAUCAUCCCGAUGGUGCUGGUCAACGGCGCCGAGGGCAUCGGCACCGGAUGGUCCACCAAGAUACCCAACUACAACCCACGGGACAUCGUCGAGAACAUUCGCCGAAUGCUAGACGGCGAAGAACCGAAACCGAUGCAUCCAUGGUACAAGAACUUCCGCGGCACGGUGGAAGGCUUCGGCGACAAAUACGUCAUUUCCGGCGAGGCGGCCAUCUUGCCCAACGACAAGAUAGAGAUCACGGAGCUUCCGGUUGGCGCGUGGACGCAGAAUUACAAGGAGAAUGUGCUGGAACCAAUGCUGGGGACGGAUAAAGUGAAGCCGCUUAUAUCUGAAUAUAGGGAGUACAACACAGACACAACGGUGCGCUUCGUGGUGACCCUGCUGCCGGGAAAACUGGCUGAAGUGGAGGCGGAAGGCGUGCACAAGGUGUUCAAGCUGCAGACCACCAUCUCCAUGAGCUGCAUGAACGCCUUCGACCACAACAACUGCCUCAACAAGUACGACAAAGUGGAAGAAAUCCUCCGUACGUUCUACGAUCUCCGGCUUAAAUACUACGUGCGUCGCAAGGAUUACCUCGAGGGCCAGCUGCAGGCCGAGGCCGACAAGCUGUCCAACCAGGCGCGCUUUAUAUUAGAGAAGUGCGAUAAAGGACUGGUGGUGGAGAACAAGAAACGGAAGGCCAUGGUCGAGGAGCUGAUCAAGAGAGGCUACGCCCCGGACCCGAUCGCGGAGUGGAAGAAGCGAGCCAGCAAGAUGCAGGGGCUCACGGCGCUCGAGGAAGACGAGCCCGAGUCCGAGGACGAACCGGAGCCCGAAGACAACAAGGGCAAGCCGGCUGACCCAGAGAAAGCGUUCCAGAACUUGAAGGAAGUGAAGAAGUUCAACUACCUGCUGGGCAUGUCGAUGUGGAUGCUCACCAAGGAGAAGAAGGACGAGCUGCUCAAGCAGCGCGACCAGAAGCUCGCUGAACUCACCGCGCUCAAAGCGAAGAGUCCUUCCCUCCUGUGGCGCGAAGACUUAGACGCCCUGCUCAUCAAACUAGAAGAAGUCGAGGAAGCCGAGCGUCGGGAAGAAAGCAAUACCAACAAAAAGAGCGCCAAAGCCUUCAACGCCAGCAAAAAGAACCGCAAGUCACUAAUGGACAUCGCGCCUUCGGAGAACGGGCGCCGAGUCGAGCCCAAGAUAUCAGAAGACCUCAUCAAGAGAAUCCAGGCUGCUGAGAAAGCCAAGACAAGGAAGGAGAUCAAGAAAGAGUAUGAUCCGGAAGAUCCAUCAGGCAUCAGUCCGUCCAGCGGCGAAAAGAAACCUCGUGGCCGGGUGAAGAAGGAAAAAGUGGAGAAGGCAGAAAAGGCAGAGAAACCGGAGAAAGACAAGGACGGACUCAAGCAGACCAAGCUCACCUUCAAGAAAGAACCUAAGAAGAAGAAGAUGACAUUCAGCGGCAGCAGUUCUGGCGAGAUGUCGGAGUCGGACGCAGAAAUGGUGGAGCCGCCCGCGCCGCGAGAGCGGACUAAUGCCAGGAGGGCCGCCACCAAAGUCCAAAAAUACAAAGACGGCGACGACGAGUCCGAAUCCAACUCAGACCUAGAGCUCCACGACAACAAGAUAGAGUCAGACGUGGAGGCGCCGCGAGUGCUCAGCGACGACGACGACGACGACUUCAACGUCAAGAAGAACGCAGGCAAGAAGCCCGCUGAAAUGGACUCCGACUGCCUAUUCGACUCCCUGAUAGAAGAAUCAAAGAAGGAAGAAUCUCAGAAGCCUAACCACAACUCUAACUCCAACUCCCACCCCACCACUGUCCUAUCUAGCGACGAAGAGGACGUCCCUCCCCCCGAUUCCCCUCCCAAGAAGAAAGCCCCGCCCAAGAGGAAGCUCAUGAAUGUGGACAAGGAAGAUAAGCCUGAGAAACCGAAGCCUAAGAAAAGACCCGCCAAAGUCAUGCUCAGUCUCGACAGCGAUGACGAUGACAGCAUAUUUGACAGUAAAAAGGACAAGAAGAAGGCCAACCCCAAGAAGAAAGCCAAGAAGAAGGCCGACAGCGACUCGGAGUCCGACGCGGCCGCGCCCGAGCACAGCCCGCCGCCGCGCGACAACAAGAGAGCGCGUGCGCAGGCCAAGUACCACUUCAGCGAUGGCUCCGACAGCGACUAG
Messenger RNA from Ostrinia nubilalis (European corn borer), 4870 nucleotides. RefSeq names its product DNA topoisomerase 2 (gene Top2). Gene Ontology annotation, biological process: resolution of meiotic recombination intermediates; sister chromatid segregation; DNA topological change. Bases 173 to 4870 code for a protein of 1565 amino acids. The record is from RefSeq and is a predicted model, not a curated record. The transcript is spliced from 18 exons. Gene Ontology annotation, cellular component: nucleus. Gene Ontology annotation, molecular function: DNA topoisomerase type II (double strand cut, ATP-hydrolyzing) activity; DNA binding; ATP binding. NCBI's taxonomy places the organism in Eukaryota, Metazoa, Arthropoda, Insecta, Lepidoptera, Crambidae.